AUGUUGACGAAACUAGGAUGGCGCCUCGGCGCCCUCUCGCGACCGAUACACAGUCGGAUUUCUUCACAAUCGAUGGCAAGGUCAAUUUCUUCAUAUAGGAUUGCCCAACGACCAAGAAUACAACUCCUCUCUCGCAACCCGUCCAACUCGCAGAUCCGAUCAUACACCUUCUACCAGCGAUUCAGGGACAAUUUCCGAGUUGCCGCACGAAAUGUCCAUCGCAAGCAUCCUAUCGGAUUUCCUCUUACCCUCCUUUUCGCCCUGGGAAAUACCGCGCUGCUAGUGUACAUUGUCUACGACUUUAUGACUCGAGUGAAUCCGGAAUUCACAAAAUUCCCCAAGGAAAUGGCCACACCUCUUCGAAAAGCAGUGUAUUAUACCGAGAUGGACCUUAACCCUACGUCAGCAUUGGCUUAUUAUAAACAAGCAUUGGCCGCUGGGUAUGAGUUGGGACUACAUCCAUUUUCAGAUGAGAUGCUGGGCAUACGAUUGGCGGUGGCUUCGAUGCUGGAGAAGGCGAAAUUGUUUGACGCAAGCAUUGAAGUCCUCGAGACGAUCAAGCGUGAUUGCGAGACUUGGCUAGAGAAUGGAAGGAGGCGCAAGCUGAUUCUGGACCGGGAAAAGCAGAGCGGGAAAAUUACCUUGCCUGAUCCAUCUGAUUCGGGCGCCGUAGCUGAACAUGAGGCUAGUCUGAAAAAGGAGCAAGAAGAGGAGAGCCUGCGUGAUAAGGUGGUGAAGAAAAUACCGGGAAUUAGCCUAAAACUGGCGGAUCUAUACUCUGAGCAAUACCCUGAUGACACUGCGAAGGCUGAGAAGCUGCUUACUUCUGCCUUUGAAACUAGCCGGGCAGAGCUUCAACGAAGAAGGGAUUUGAAUCUACCUAUUACUUCGGACGAGGAGAACCCUUCAUUUCUUACCCUUUCCGAAGCUGGCACUGCAUGCAGUGAAUUGGCUGACCAUUAUGUAAGUAAAGGCAGAAGCGACCUAGCAACCAUUCUGUACAUGCAAGCAAUAUCCUUAUUCAAGGAAGAUGAAGGAGACGGACAGCAUAAGUGCAUCCAGGCAGUCCUCCUGAAUAAUAUUGCGAGUCAGAUGGCGGAACAAGCAGGAAAGGUUCCUAUAGGUGCGCCUUUGCCUUCAUCUACUUCUUUAAACCCAGUUUCGCGAGAACAGCUGCUUUCUGCAGCAGGAGAGUGGGCUAGGAAGGCAUUGGACGUUGCUAUCAAUGUUGAGGAAUCAUAUAAGAGCGAACAAUGUGACCAGGCAUGUGUGGUUGCUCUGUUCAACUUGGGAGAGAUAGCCGAGAUGCAAGAGAAUCCUCGUCAGGCUGAGGAGUUCUACAGGCAAGCCAAGGAAGCAGCUAUCAAAGUACAGUUCACGGAAGGAAUUGAACAGGCAGGAGAAGCGCUAAAGAGGUUAAAGAGCAAGAAGUGA
Molecule: messenger RNA, 1434 nt
Organism: Nannizzia gypsea CBS 118893
Lineage: Eukaryota; Fungi; Ascomycota; Eurotiomycetes; Onygenales; Arthrodermataceae
Exons: 1
Coding region: 1-1434 (477 amino acids)
Biological process (GO): protein quality control for misfolded or incompletely synthesized proteins
Cellular component (GO): i-AAA complex
Molecular function (GO): misfolded protein binding
Source: RefSeq, a predicted model, not a curated record